AUGGCGUCCUCUCUCGCUGCGCAAUUGGCGCAGAUUGCCGCCAACUCGAAGGCCUCCUUGGACGUCAAGGCGCAAAAAGCUGCCCACUCCAAGUCUCUGAUCUUCGAGCCAAGAGUUGCGGCGACGCAAAGUUACCACACGCUUUACACGAUAUGUUUAGAAGGCUUCGAGGAGCUGUGUGAACUCGACGGCCGAUUCAAGUCUUUCGCCCUCACGCUAUUCAGCGAGCAAAGCCAGAGCGAAGACCGAACGCAGAUGACAGCAGCUGAAAAUGAGGAGUUGGAUAAGAAAGUAGAGUCUUUCCUGCGCCUUGUUGGCAGCAGGCUGCGCCUGAUGCCUGCGAUCAGAGCCCUGGAGUGGUUGGUGAGAAGAUUCCGAAUCCACGAAUACAACACCCGAUCCCUCAUCACGACCUUCCUUCCGUACCACUCGAUCCCCGCUUUCGUUACCGUACUCUCGAUUUUGCCCUCUCAGAUCCCGCAAGAAUAUCGAUUCUUGAGCCCGUACAUUAAGUCUCUGACUUGUCCUCCCCGAUCCGUUCUGGUCCACGAGUCGAUUCACAAGUUUGCCUUCCUCGAGACCCUCUCCGAAUACACGCUCGAGGCUUGCAGGAAUCUGCAACAAUACCCGACUUUGGUGUCUUUCUGGGGUGGUAUCAUGACUGAGGCAGUCAAUGGUAUGCUUGAGAAUAUGCGAUCCGGCCGCCAGGCGAUUCAAAGCGAGAACAACCAGACCUUUUUGACACGCGUGGGCCGUAUCUUCGGUGAGGCUCUGCUCAUGAAGAAGGUGCCCAACAUGCAAAUCGCCUCUUACAUGGCCGUCACGGUUGUUGCAGCCAAGGGGACCUUUGAAGACGCGGCUCUGUCAGCAUUCAUGGAGCAGAUUGUGCAGGGUUGGACGACCGAGACUGUGCGGCCCGGACUAGUGACUUUGUGCAUCCUUGCGCAAUACCGAUCUGCUAAGCAGUUGUCCGCCAAGGUCACCAAGGCUCUCCUGAAAGUACAGAACCUGGGCGAAAUUCUGGUGGAGUUGGGCCAGGAAAGACGAGUUGACAAGAUGACCAACGGUCUUUGCAUUGCCUUCAUCGAGAGGCUGUGCAAGAAGGGCGAUGCUCGUGGUCUCCCGAUUAUCCGCGUUAUCCUGAUGAGCCAGAUUCUGAAGCACAAACAGGUCGCUGUCAUUUUCAAGUCCCUGGUCUUGGCUGCCCACCGAUUGGACGACGAGGUGGACAAGAACGGCGAAAUCCGUAAGGAGCUUGGCUCGACCCUGAUUGACCUUUCCCGCUUCUCGGGCGAAACGAGCGAGAUCAUCCAAACCGUUCUUGAAGAGGUCGAUUUCGACGUGGAGGAGUUGGAGAUGAAGCUGGAUGUCUCAAUCAGGCAGAAGAAGGCACUUCCCGAAACCCAGGACGAUGUCGAUAUGAACGGCACCAACGCACUUGCCCCAACGAAGGAAAACUUGCACCAGACUAUCCGGGAGCUCGCUGUUCAGAAGCGCACCCUCCCGUCUUGCCUCUCUACCAGCCCGGGAGAGGUUUACGACGAAUUCAGCCAGCUCUUCCUCCGUGUCGUCUCGCAGCAAUCCGAGGAUCCGACUCUUCUUGCCAACUUUGACGAGUUGCCCUCCCUUAGCCACCAAACCGCCGUCAGCGACCACACCUACAUCACAUUCUUCGUUCGCAUUUGGUCCGGCCCAUACCCAACGCUCGCUCGUGCUGCUGCCGUGGACGCCGUCAAGAAACGUCUUAGUGAUGGGGAUGGAAAUGAUCUCGACUUCCAAGCCCUCAUCCCUUACUGCCUCAUCGCUCUGGUCGAUUCCUCCAAGAAGGUCCGCCGGGCUGCUGCGGAGCUGCUGAUUCAGCUUGGCCAGAUCUUCCCUCCUCAGUCGAAGGCGGCAAAGAAGUCUGUCUGGGGCGGAAAGAAUGUCUAUGAAGACAGCGCCAAGCUGCACUGGAUGGACGCUGAUGCAGUCUCCCGCCUGCUCCACGGUGUUAUUCUUCCGUCGAUCGAGGAAUGCAUCAUGCAUGAAGACUAUAUCCGCGCCAUCUUGCAUUCUUCUCUCGACAGCAGUGCCAAGUCAGAGAGCGGCGAGGGCAAGAAGAUUCUCACUCAAGCAAACAGAAUUGCUAUUCUUUCCUUCCUUGCCAGCCACAUCGUUGCGACGCCUCUUCUCCGGGUCAAAUCCAACCUUCUCUCUAUCCUGAACCGGAUUAAGGGAGUGUCAUCCACCUCAAGGACCAAGGUACUUCUGCCUGCAUUCAAAUGGUGGGCAGCGUUGUCAGCAGAUGAGACUGUUCGUCUUUGCGACGCUGAGGAGGUCGACCAAUCCUUGCUCCACACCAGAUUCGCCGAGAUUGUUGUUCCAAACGACAGCGACGGACUCGAAUGCCUUCUUUCUACUAUGAAGAACCCCGAGUCUGCGAAGCGUCCUGAGCUUGUCAGGUCUAUCUCGGCACGCAUACGUGCCAUUUGGAACUCCAUGAAGGCCGACACUAAGUUCGAUGUUGCACAGACGAUGUUGCAGCUCUCCCAGGCUCGGCAAGCAUCUCAGGACGAUGAGGAUAUCAUUGCCGACGAGGCUGCCGAUUUCCUCAGAAAUGUUGACCUCACCACAGAGAUUCUGUCUUCUUUCCUCGAGUCAAUCCAGACUGGUACGAAGCUCAUUACUGAGCCGCCACCAAACAAGAGGCGCAGGACGAGCUCCUCUGAGGCCAACCGUGGAACAAGUGCUCAAGCCAGCGCUGAAUUGAGCGCAACCCUGAGAUCAGUGACUUUUGUUCUUCAACUCGUCGAGGGUUCCAACCCGGCUUCUCACCCAGAGCUCCUUGAUAGCCUUUUUGGCACUCUAUCCGAGUUGCAGCACUUCCGAACCGUGAUCGGAUCUGAGCUGGGAUACCUGCAGAACCUGGUUCUUAAUAGCUUGAUUGCUAUGGUACCUGCCUACAGAGAGAAUAAGAGCUUGAAGAUCGACAGCUCAGGUGGCCAUGGUGACCUGCUCGUCAACUGCAUCCAGAAGUCCUCUAGCCCUAUUGUGCAGAACUCUGCCCUUCUGCUGAUCGCCAGCUUGGCAACGGCCGCCCCUGAUUUGGUUCUUCAUAGCGUGAUGCCCAUUUUCACUUUCAUGGGUGCCUCUGUCCUGCGCCAGAACGAUGACUAUUCUGCUCACGUGGUCAACCAGACCAUCAGAGAGGUUGUUCCGCCGCUCAUGACGUCGCUGAAGAAGGGCAAGCGCAACCCGGUUGCUGGUGCCACCGAGCUUUUGGCAAGCUUUGUUACUGCGUACGAACACAUCCCGGCUCACCGCAAGCAAGGUUUGUUCAUCGCUCUUGUCAACACUCUUGGCCCUGAUGAGUUCCUGUACGCCCUGCUGGCUAUGCUGGUCGAUAGGUACGGCCCCAGCGAUAGCCUCAUGGCGUUUGCUUCUGAGCUGCUCGGUGUCUACAGCGCGGAGGUACAGCUUCAGACUCUGGCGAAGCUCUUGGACUUGAUCAGCGACAUCUUCAAGCCUAAGCCGGGCUUGUCAGCCACUCUGCUUGGCGUCGGCGAAGACAUGUCCGAGAAGAAGCCCGAGACCACGGCCCUCCAACAGCUGACUGUGUUCCCUGCUCUGCUGUCUAGCAGAAAGCUGCGGAAAGAAGUUGGUAUUCUCACAGAGAAGGACGACAUGGAUGCCUCCAAGAUUCGAGAGCUCUAUGCAAUCCUUCUGCGAGACGUCCUUGCUCUUGCCGAGACUGUCAAGCAGCAGAAGCCUCUUCACGAGUGCUGCGGCAAUGCCCUUGCCAACCUUCUCAACCUUCUGUCCAUCGGCGAGUUUAUCAAGUCAGUGGAAACUCUCUUGGAUCGCACAGAGAUCGAUCUCAGACGCAAGGUUCUUCGUGCCCUCGAGGUCCGCGUGGACCAGGAGAAUGUCGCGAAUGUCACAUCCAGAACCGCCCUCCUCGCCUUCCUCCCACAGCUCACUGCUGCCAUCCGCGAUACGGACGACAUCAAGUACAAGCACACGGCCGUGGCCUGCGUCGACAAGAUUGCAGAGAAGUAUGGAAAGAAGGACGUCGAGGCCGUGGCUGCGGCAGCCCAGACUAUUGCUGGAGUCCACUGCCUCGGUCAGCCGGAUAUUCGCCUCCGUGUCAUGUCUUUGCUCUGCCUUGCUUCUCUUGUUGACGUUCUCCAAGACGGCAUCCUGCCCGUACUGUCUCUCGCUGUCCCCCAAGCAAUUCUUUACAUCCAGCAAAGCGUGGAGCUGGACGAGCCGGCGACCGAGUUGCACAACGCCAGCUACUCUUUUAUCACAGCCCUGGCCCAACACCUGCCAUACAUGAUUUCUGGCAAGUACCUGGACAACAUCCUGCUUGCCUCCAACAAGUCUGCCGAAGCCGAUGUGGAUGAUGAGGCCGAUGACGAACGCCUGAACUGCCUGAGGUUCCUUGCGAGAAAGGUUGAUGCCAAGGUCAUGCUCGCCAGCUUAGAGAAGAACUGGAUCCCUGCCACUGAAGCUGGUUACAAUGCAACCGAUGAAUGGGUGGAUAUCUUCAGUGUCAUCGUGGAGAGUCACACCAAGUCCGUCGUCACCAAGAAUGUCACCACUCUGUCUACCAUUCUCCUGAGCGCCUUGGAUCUACGGAGACGCGAGCAGGCAACGGGCAAGCUCACCAGCGCAACUUCCCAACGCGUGGCCAACAUCGAGGCGUCCAUCAACGACGUGGCGCUGUCCAUCAUUUACAAGCUCAACGACGCUGCUUUCCGGCCCAUCUUCGCCCAGAUGGUUGAGUGGUCUACACAACUGCCCAAGCAAGACAUCACUGGACGGGUGCUCCGCCGCUUCAGCGUUUACGGCUUCUUCUUGCGCUUCUUCGAGAGCUUGAAAUCGAUCGUCACCAGUUACGCGACCUACAUUGUGGACGAUGCCGUCGAAAUCGUCAAGUCCUGCGACCUCACUGUGCCCGAACAAAAGGGGCUUUGGCAGAGAGUGCUCUCCACUAUGGCGAGAUGCUUUGAGCAUGACCAGGACGACUUCUGGCAGGCCCCUGCACACUUCGGCAAGGUUGCGCCGGUCCUGGUCGACCAGUUCCUCCACGCUUCCUCCAUGGACUUGACCGCCGAGCUUAUGCCCGCGAUCGUGGAGUUGGCUGCCGCUGCGGACUCUCAAGACCACCAGAAGGAGCUCAACAGCUCCAUUCUCCGUCACCUCCGUUCGGAACAGGCUGCAGUACGUCUGGCGGCUGUCAAGUGCCAGCAAGAACUCGUUGUCAAGCUUGGAGAAGAGUUGCUGCCAGCCCUACCUGAGAUGCUGCCGUACAUCAGUGAGCUCCAGGACGAUGACGAUGAGGUCGUUGAACGGGAGACGCACCGGUGGAUUCACAAGAUCGAAGGUGUCCUUGGCGAGAGUCUGGACUCCAUGCUGCAAUAA
Molecule: messenger RNA, 5406 nt
Organism: Colletotrichum chrysophilum
Lineage: Eukaryota; Fungi; Ascomycota; Sordariomycetes; Glomerellales; Glomerellaceae
Exons: 3
Coding region: 1-5406 (1801 amino acids)
Biological process (GO): maturation of SSU-rRNA from tricistronic rRNA transcript (SSU-rRNA, 5.8S rRNA, LSU-rRNA); positive regulation of transcription by RNA polymerase I
Cellular component (GO): 90S preribosome; t-UTP complex; small-subunit processome
Molecular function (GO): snoRNA binding
Source: RefSeq, a predicted model, not a curated record